Xyrauchen texanus (razorback sucker) is the source of this 774-nucleotide messenger RNA. It is a transcript of the gene il10, whose product is annotated as interleukin 10. The transcript has 5 exons. Gene Ontology annotation, molecular function: cytokine activity. Gene Ontology annotation, biological process: immune response. Lineage: Eukaryota; Metazoa; Chordata; Actinopteri; Cypriniformes; Catostomidae. Bases 40 to 570 code for a protein of 176 amino acids. The record is from RefSeq and is a predicted model, not a curated record. Gene Ontology annotation, cellular component: extracellular region.
UAUCAAGAAGGGGUUAUCAUCAAAGAAGAGGACUGAAGAAUGGUUUUCUCUGGAGUCAUCAUAUCUGCUCUGAUCAUGUUUCUGAUUUCUGGCAGUGCACAAUGCAGAAGAGUCGACUGCAAAUCUGAAUGCUGCUCAUUUGUGGAGGGCUUUCCUGUGAGACUGAAGGAGCUCCGUGUGUCAUAUAGAGAAAUACAGAAAUUUUAUGAGUCCAAUGACGACUUGGAUGCAUUGUUAGACGAUACAGUGGAAAACAACAUAAACAGUCCUUACGGGUGUCAUGUCAUGCACGAGAUCCUACGCUUCUAUUUGGAGACCGUUCUGCCUAAUGCUGUCAAGAACCACUUAAAAACGCCCAUCAACUCCAUUGGAAAUAUAUUCAAGGAGCUCAAGAGAGAUAUACUGAAAUGCAGAAAUUACUUUUCUUGUCAAAAGCCUUUUGAGAUCUCCAGCAUAAAGAACUCAUAUGAGAAGUUGGAGGAACAGGGUGUUAACAAAGCCAUGGGGGAGCUUGAUUUGCUGUUCAAGUACAUUGAACAAUAUUUGGCAUCAAAAAGAGUCAGGCAUUAAUAGGAUGUCACUCUGGAUUGGAUGUGAACCUCCAAUUAAAAAAAUGCAUAUUGGCCCGAUGGCGCCUAUUAACAGCCUUGCAGGCACCAUCUGCAAAAGGACUUGAACUUAUUUAUUGCAUGCCCCUCACCAUUACAUCACACUACUUUAAGAUGCACUGCAAUGCAUUCCGUUUCUGAAGUAAUGAAAAAUGACACCAUGGCA